Trypanosoma grayi is the source of this 3600-nucleotide messenger RNA. RefSeq names its product putative dihydroxyacetone phosphate acyltransferase. Bases 1 to 3600 code for a protein of 1199 amino acids. The record is from RefSeq and is a predicted model, not a curated record. Lineage: Eukaryota; Euglenozoa; Kinetoplastea; Trypanosomatida; Trypanosomatidae. The transcript has a single exon. Gene Ontology annotation, cellular component: mitochondrial membrane.
AUGAGUCAAGACGGUGUUUCUGGAGCCUCCGCCAAGAGUGCUUUUAAGAGAAUCGUUAUUGUCGCAAAUGACGCUGCGUGUUGGUUAGGCGCGGCGUGUGCCAUUACGUGGGCUCAGCUACCCAUAUUUGGUCGCAACAAGCGGGGCUGUUGCACGAGAAUUGUUUUCGCCGACCGGUUCAACACGCCGCUGGCAAUUCUCUCUGUCGAGGAGUGCCGUGCUCGCCGUCUUGAUCCAAAUGCCUCCCUCACCGCAUUUGAGUCCUUGUGCCGUGACAUGGAGAGUGAUGGUGCGGACCUCAUGAAGCGUGUGGGAUUUGCCGUGGACGCGGCGCGCCAUGAUGCGGCGCCUUGUUUUGUGCCAGAUUUUCAAAAUGAUUUGUACGUGUACAUCUCUGCCCGGGGUCGCAUGGAUUGCACUGACCACAUGUCAUUGCAGUCCCUCGCUUCACUUAAAGGGGGUGGUGGGCGACUUGUGCUACUCUCUGAUGACGCCACACGGCAAUCUGUGCAGGACGUGGCACGGCAAUUGAGUGGAUGGAGGGUGCUUUGUUGCUCGGUAGCAAACUUCUCACCGCCAUGGCGCGAUCUCCACUUGACACGGUCUCUGGUGCGCCAGUGUGGUGGAACGCAAGGGCUGUUGGAGGGUGUUAGCCUCGGUGUCGCCAUGGGAACAGUUAAGCAUCUACAGGUUGGCUUUCGAGACCCAGUGCGUGUUGUUCCGUUGGAUGUAGCAGCCAAUACCGCAUUGGUUAUUGCUUCACUUCAGCGCAAUGGGCAACUUCCGUCGUUCUCUGGAGAUGCCGUCAGCGAUCAUGUGGAGAUUGCCGGUGGUGAUGUAUUGGUGUGGGGAAUGCUCGCGGAGUACCUGGUGGACUACUAUGGACGCCUCGGUCCGGCAGUAGCGAAGUCGUUUCCUGUGCCACAGUUAAUUGAUCCCCGGCCGACACUUCAGGUCUCUGUUCACAUCUCGGACUGGAUCAACUACGGGAUAUCUUUGAUGAUGCCGUUCCAGUGUCACUACACACACGCAGCAGCGCAACGGCGAAAGCAAUUGACAAACUACUUACCUGGAUCCACGGAGGCUAAGCAAAUUCGUGCAACCCUUGAGGGCAUUAAUGGGGCCUUGCGCAUUAUUUCCACACCUAUUGGCUCAAAUGGCACAUGCAAACCAAUUCCUGCUCUCACAACGUUGGAAUCUGGCCAUUACACCAUGUUACUGGACCGAGUAGAGCGGGACCCCACUCUGCAGCCACUUUACCCAUUUAUUUCACUGAAGAGUGUGAGGUGGGAUCUCUACGUCAAGGUCAUCGCACAGGCAGUGGUGGAGCACCUCGCGUACCGUGUAUCAGGGCAACCUUGUAGCCUACCCCCGCCCCUCCCAUACUACCACAAUGACGUUGUAUUUCAUGGUUCACGACGCGCGCCACCAUCUGCGUUCUGCCCGCGUAGGUACUUUGAGGACAUACAUUGGGCCUUGCGGUGUGGAAUGAAAUCUGAUGGUGUUCGCGGCAGUGCUCUUUCAGGGCUCACAAAAGAGUCAAAAGAAGGUAUUAUGGCUCGUCCACAAGUUUUGACAGCUAUUGAAGACGCAGCACAGAGGGAAAGGUCACUGAGCGUCGAUGUGCAAAGACGAGCAGCCGCAAUCCUUCGUACUGUUGGCGAUAACCUCAACCAUGCACAACUGCGUGUGUUUGGAUUAUUGGUACGGAAAGUUUUAUUCCAGUUAUAUGACGAAAUAAGUCUGAAUGAUUCUGCCUUUGAUCGUCUGUAUAGUGCCUUCACCGCAUCACGCGCACAAGUCGUGCUUCUCCCCGCGCAUCGAUCCUAUGUGGACUUUCUCAUCAUGACGUAUCUGCUCGUGGCGAUGGGAUUCUCGCCACCACAUGUUUGUGCGGGUGAAGACUUUCUCCGGAUGGGUCCCUUUUCAAGACUCAUGCGUGGAAGUGGUGCCUUCUUCAUGCGCCGCUCGUUCCGCAAUGAUCGUCUUUACUAUACUCUUUUUAGAGAGUAUGUGCGACAGCUCGUCCUCCGGCGGCACGCGAUGGAGUUCUUUAUUGAGGGUACUCGGAGUCGGACAGGUAAGACGCUGUGCCCCAAGCUCGGCAUCCUCAAAUUCGUCACAGAUGCAUUCUUCGAAAAGCAGGACACCGUGGAUGAUGUGCUCAUCCUUCCUAUCAGCUUGUCGUAUGAUGAGCUGCUGGAAAUAAAACUGUACGCGGACGAGGAAUUGGGCAUUUCAAAGCCCAAGGAAAAUGUUGGUAACUUGCUCCGUGCACGAUCUCUUCUUAACAAACGGCAUGGCAAGAUUCACGUUCAUGUUGGUGAAGUGAUUUCACUUCGGCAGUUCCGCGACCAGCCGCAUCAGUGUCCUGCGCCGUUCGAACCAGUAGGGGGAAAGGUCGGCGACGCAGUACCCAACAAGAACACCCUAACGCCUCCAUAUGUGCUGACCAACCUGGCGUGGCACCUCACGCAUGCCAUUCAAGAUAACACUGUCAUCACGCCAACCGCGUUGCUUUCUACCAUAUUGAACGUCUUUGCGCCCACGACACCAUGCUUGACUUUGAAUGAGGUGCACACACACAUGGCGUGGCUAUGCGCACACAUCAGCAAACGAAAGGGGGCGCUCAGUCCCGAUUGUAUGGACAAUGAUGCUGCAGGGAUGACCCGCAGAGCGCUCACUCACCUUGAAUCUUUUGUGGAGGUUUUGGAUGAAGGUUCAAAGGUGUGUAUUCGACAGGAUAUUUCCUCCUUCAUGGCUAUUGCUACGUAUAGCAACCAACUAGUCCAUGUUUUUGUAGAUGAGGCAGUUAUUGCAAUCGUGGCACAAGCGUGCGGGGAGGUGGAUAUGAAGAAGGAAAUACUACACGUGCAGAGAAACGAACUGAUGGAACGAUGUCAGCAGCUGCGCAAAUUGCUUUCAGCUGAAUUUCAGGAUUACCUCCCCACGUGUCCGUACACGUUCACGUCUUGGUUCGAGACGUUUCUCUCACGACUCUUCGCUUACAAUGAUAACGAUACUGAAAGCGAUGUUUCCUCGAGCUGCGAUGUCACAAAAUCCAGCGACCAGAAUAACAAUAAAGGAAAGGCUCCAAUAGAGUCGAAGCAUAUUUUGGACAUAAGGGUAACACACCUGUUCCGCUUCUUGACUAGUGUACUGUCACCCUUCGCCGAGUCUUUGUACCUUGUUCUUCUCGCACUGUGUGCUGUUUCUGAAGAUGGUAACGAGGACGUAUUUAUCAAGGCCUCACUACUAGAGGCUUGUCGAGAAUGUGGUUUGCAGUUGUACGACACCAAGCGAUUCAUUGUGUAUCCGCAAUCUUGCGGCAAUGAUUCGCUUAAGAAUGCCUUUGAUGGGCUUGUGAGUAUCUUUGAUCUCAAACUCGGUUCCGUUGAGAAGGGUCCCGCUUACGUCCUUCCAGCAACGGCUACCCAUUCCACAUUUUUGACACAAAUGCAGGACAUUUUAAGGCACGUGCGGAAACUCCGCUCGCCCCGCCUUGAGGUAUCAGAAGAAGAAGAGAAAAAGGCACGAGGUGCCAUUUUAAAAGCCUACCGCGAGCGUAUCGUCGCAACGAAGAUGCCAUCCAAGAUGUGA